CGGCCGUCACGUGAUUUCGGCAUGGCGGUGUUUGCGGAUUUGGACCUGCGGGCGGGUUCCGACCCGAAGGCGCUGCGCGGGCUCGUGGAGAAUGCCGCUCACCUGGGCUAUUCAGUUGUUGCCAUCAAUCAUGUUGUUGAAUUUAAGGAAAAGAAACAGGAAAUUGAAAAACCAGUAGCUGUUUCUGAACUCUUUACAACUUUCCCAAUUGUACAGGGAAAAUCAAAACCAAUUAAGAUUUUAACUAGACUGACAAUUAUCGUUUCGGAUCCAUCUCACUGCAAUGUUUUGAGAGCAACUUCUUCAAGAGUCCGGCUGUAUGAUAUCGUUGCAGUUUUUCCAAAGACAGAAAAACUUUUCCAUGUUGCUUGUACACAUUUAGAUGUGGAUUUAGUCUGCAUAACUGUAGCAGAGAAGCUACCAUUUUACUUCAAAAGACCCCCUAUUAAUGUGGCAAUUGACCGAGGUGUGGGUUUUGAACUUGUCUAUAGCCCCGCUAUCAAAGACUCCACAAUGAGAAGGUACACAAUUUCCAACGCCCUCAAUUUGAUGCAGGUCUGCAAAGGAAAGAAUGUAAUUAUAUCUAGUGCUGCUGAAAGGCCUUUAGAAAUAAGAGGCCCAUACGAUGUGGCAAACUUAGGGUUGCUGUUUGGGCUGUCGGAAAGUGACGCCAAGGCCGCAGUGUCCACCAACUGCCGAGCGGUGCUUCUGCACGGAGAAACUAGAAAAACUGCUUUUGGAAUUAUUUCCACGGUGAAGAAACCUCGGACAUCAGAAGUAGAUGAUGAUUCUCUUCCAGCCUGUAAGAAAGCCAAGUGUGAGAACUGAAACGAGUCCCCCGUCUCUGUCAACACUCCCUUCUGCUUUUUGAGAAUCCAUCAGCCACAACAGAAACGGAACCUCCGUAUGAUUCACUAUUUUCACUUGGAGCUAGAUACUGGUAGUCUAUAAAAGCAGUCUUAUAUUUAAGCCAUUAAAAUAACAAAACCUAGUAAAGCAUUUAAAAAAAAAAAAAAAAGGCUGCCCCCGUAAUGAAUUUAGGUAUUUUAAGAGAAAAGCAAAGACUAGUUCAUUUAUCCUUUCCGUUAAGUGAUAAAUGGAAGGUAUAAUUGAAUAAGAUGUUUCAGUAUUUCAAGAGACUCUUUAAAAGUGUUUCUUGCUCAUUUAAAAGUUCAUGCUUUUCAGCUUUACUUGAUAUACAUGGCUUAUUUUUUAAUUUUACUACUCAAAAAGUGGUUAUUUUGA
This is a messenger RNA of Eubalaena glacialis (North Atlantic right whale), 1245 nucleotides long. It is a transcript of the gene RPP30, whose product is annotated as ribonuclease P/MRP subunit p30. Lineage: Eukaryota; Metazoa; Chordata; Mammalia; Artiodactyla; Balaenidae. Bases 22 to 828 code for a protein of 268 amino acids. Gene Ontology annotation, biological process: tRNA processing. The transcript has 11 exons. The record is from RefSeq and is a predicted model, not a curated record. Gene Ontology annotation, cellular component: nucleolar ribonuclease P complex. Gene Ontology annotation, molecular function: RNA binding.